CCUGAGUUUUGGCGCUAAUCCAUGUGUCCCCCCAUACAUAUAUUCCAUGGUUUCGAACUAGAACAGCCGUUGUCUUUGGGUAUGCUUCUAUCUAACAGAAGAGAGCAUGCUGUUAGCCCAAGGAUACAACUACAAGAUGCCAUAAAACUAGCAAUUCAAAACAAAAUCAUCAGAAAGAAUACAUUAGCUCUGAUUAUCUGAUAUAUAACAGUUAUCCUACACUAAAUCAAUGUUCAUACAAGAACUCGAAUUAUGCCAGUUAUAGUAACAGUAAGCAUUCCACACACUAGUGAGAGACCAUAGAAAAUGAACUUAAUCUAAAUAGCAUAGAAGUCACCCAUAAAAUAGCACACCACUUCAACAGGAAAUGACAAGCUUCUGCACAUUAUACCAGUCAUUCAAUGACCGACUAUAAUGUUGAUGUAGGGUCAGCUAGUUUGAUGGAUAAAU
Messenger RNA from Linum tenue, 450 nucleotides. Lineage: Eukaryota; Viridiplantae; Streptophyta; Magnoliopsida; Malpighiales; Linaceae. The record is from the annotation of a GenBank genome assembly.